Solanum verrucosum is the source of this 2554-nucleotide messenger RNA. RefSeq names its product factor of DNA methylation 4-like. Gene Ontology annotation, biological process: gene silencing by siRNA-directed DNA methylation. The coding region runs from base 230 to 2512 and encodes 760 amino acids. NCBI's taxonomy places the organism in Eukaryota, Viridiplantae, Streptophyta, Magnoliopsida, Solanales, Solanaceae. The transcript is spliced from 7 exons. The record is from RefSeq and is a predicted model, not a curated record.
UGGCUUUUCCUCUGCAUUUUCCUUCUUCACGCCUCUGCAGUGACCAAAAAUCUCUGUUAAUCGCUUCACAAAUCGACCGUAAAAAUGGCUUCUGAGUGAAACUGGAGACUAGAAUCUUUACUUCAUCUGUUUUUCUUUGUUUUUUUUUGCUCAGUACAACUCAAAAACUUGCAAGAAGUUUAAGGGAUUCCUGUUUUGAAGAUUCGGAUUUUGUGAUUUCAGGCUGAAGAUGUCUCAUAGAAGAUCAGGGAAAAGUGGGAGCACUGAUUCAGAGUUUGAAGAGCUGAAGUAUAAAUACUACAGAGAUUUAAGAGAUGAAAAGGUCAAAAUUAGACGUUCUGGGAAGUAUUUCAAAUGUCCAUACUGUCAGGAUUCAAGUAAAGAGUAUGAUUCACAAGAGCUUCUACGGCAUUCUUCCCGCAUUGGUAGAGAUUCAAGGAGUGCUAGUUUUAGAGACAAGGCUAGACAUUUGGGAUUGUUCAAGUACUUGGAUAGGUACAUAGAUGCAGACAAGAACACAUCUGAAUCAAGUCAGAGGAGAUGUUCUGAGCUAUCAGGGAAAGGUUCUCAAUAUGCCAAGAGUAAUCCAGUAGAGCCAUCUCAGAUCACUGAGAAGUCUGAAGGUGGAGGAAAUUUUUAUCCGUCUGCUGCUAGGACCAUUGAGGCAGUGGAUAGACCUGUUGACGGUGCUGAAGAGCCCCUGAGAAGGGAAAAACUAAAUACGGAGAACAGAGUGGUAUCCGAAUCUCAGAUCACUGAGAAGUCUGAAGGUGGAGGAAAUUUUUAUCCAUCUGCUGCUAGGUCCAUUGAAGCAGUGGAUAGACCUGUUGAUGGUGCUGAAGAGCCCCUGAGAAGGGAAAAACUAAAUGCGGAGAACAGAGUGGUAUCCGAACCUCCUCCCAGAAGUACUAAAGAUGGUCUGCAACCCCAACCUCUCCUAGCAUCUAGUAAGCCAGGUAUCAGCAAGGCCAAGGAUGAUCUAAUAGUUUUUCCUUGGAUGGGGAUAGUAGCCAAUAUUCCUGUUGAAUAUAAGGGAGGGAGGUAUGUAGGUAAAAGUGGAACAAAUCUAAAAAAGCUGUGGAUUGAGAAAGGGUUUAAUCCACUGAAGGUUCAUCCUUUGUGGAACUACAAGGGUCAUACCGGAUAUGCCAUAGUUGAAUUUAAAGGGGAUUGGUCGGGAUUCAUGAAUGCUAUAGCAUUCGAAAAAACAUUUGAAUUAGAUAAACAUGGGAAGAGAGAUUGGAAUUCAGUAAGACGUCCAGAUAGUAAAUUGUAUGGUUGGAUUGCACGUGAUGAAGACUACAACGCUGGGUCUUUCAUUGGUACUCAUCUCCGUAAAAAUGGAGAUCUUAAGUCAGUUUCUGGAAUACAAGAAGAGAACAGGAGGAAAGAUUCAAGGCUACUAUGCACCUUGACCAACGAGUUAGAGAUGAAGAACAAGGAAUGUGAAGAGAUGAAGAAGAAAAUAAGCAGAGCAGAAGUUUUUAUGGAUAAUGUGAUGAGUCAAAAGGAGGAGAUGACCCAAAACUACAAUGACGAGAUGGAGAUGAUGCGGGAUAAAGCAUUCAAUCAGCUCCAUGAUUUCAUACGUGAGCAUGAGAAAAGCAAAAUGCAACUUGAAGCUCAAAAACAACAAUUGAUGCAACAAGAACUAGAAUUGAGAAAACGUGAAGCACUGAAUGAGAGUGAGAAAAGAAAGCUUCACCUCCAGAAAGAGAUGAAUGAAAGGGCAAUUUUGGAGCAGAGAAAUGCAGAUGAGAAAAUGCUGCAAUUGGCUGAAGAUCAUAAGAGAGUAAAGGAACAACUUCAUAAAAGAAUAAUUGAACUGGAAGCGAACCUUGAUCAGAAGCAAGCACUACAGUUGCAGAUUGAGCGCUUGAGAGGUUCAAUGGAAGUGAUGCGACUCAUGAAUGAGGAAGGAGACCUCGAAUCUAAGAAGAAACUGCAGACAAUUCAAGAAGAAAUCAAGGAGAGUGAAGAAGAACUUGAUAGCUUGGAAACACUGAAUCAAACUCUAAUUAUAAAGGAAAGACUUACAAAUGAUGAGGUGCAGGAAGCCCGUAAAGAACUAAUCAAUGGUUUAAGGGAGAGCCGUGCUUUUAUCUGUGUCAAGAGAAUGGGUGAACUUGAUGAGAAGCCAUUCCAUGCUGCUGCCAAAAAUAAAUUUAAUCCUGGAGAAGCAGCAGAGAAAGCAGUGGAGAUAUGUUCGUUGUGGGAGGAUUACUUGAGGGAUCCAAACUGGCAUCCUUAUAAGGUUAUCCAAAAGGGUCAUACUGCUGAGGAAAUAAUUGAUGAAGAUGAUGAGAAAUUGAAGGAACUAAAGGCCGAAUAUGGUGAUCAAGUGUAUCAAUCUGUGGUAACUGCGUUAAACGAGUUGAAUGAGCAUAACCCCAGUGGCAGGUACCCAGUACCUCAGUUGUGGAAUAACAAGGAAAAAAGAACUGCGUCAUUGAAUGAAGGAGUUGCACACAUAAUGAAGCAGUGGAAGGCGCAUAAGAAGAAAUUAAGAUAAAGCAUUUGACUGAACUUUGAGGGGAACGAAGUAGGAGAGUUG